AUGAUGAAUUUAGUCGAGGUUGAGACCAGGUUGAUACGGCGCAAAGGCAACAGCGCAAGCGUUGGUGGGGCUCUCGUUGGUGGGGCACGAAGCAUAAAGGCCCGGGCUCGUGGUGCGACACCGGAAGGCACGGGAGAAGAAAGUGAGGCGCUGGCGGCGGCGGCGGCGGCGGCGACGACGACCCACAGCCAGUCGCAGGCGGGCCGCGCGGCGAAAGGGUCUGUGCUGCAGGAUGACGCGGGCGACUCGCACGCGCAGGGGGCGGAGGCCGAGAGCUGCAGCGCCGACGCGGAAGACGCGGCGGCGCCCGAGGGCGGGUGGAGCUGGCUGAUCGUCGUCUCCAUUGCCUUGAGUAAGAUGGCGUUCUGGGGCGCGCUGCCGUGCUUCGGGCUGGUGUUCGCCGACGUGCUGCAGACGGCGCCCGGCAGCGAGGGCGCGGCUGUCGCCUCCGUCAUGAGCGCCUUCACCAUCUGCCUCGACUCGGCCGGUCUCUUCUGCCCGGCUUUCUACCGGAAAUUCACGUACCGGCAGGUGGCAGUCGCCGGCGGCCUGAUCUACUUCGCGGGCUCCCUGUCGGCCUCCUUCGCCAGCUCGGUGUCGCAGCUAAUUAUAACUUACGGCUUCGUGCAAGGCGCGGGCUUCGGGCUGAUGCUGAGCGCCAGCCUGGCGUCGUUCAACGAGCACUUU
This is a messenger RNA of Gryllus bimaculatus (two-spotted cricket), 687 nucleotides long. Lineage: Eukaryota; Metazoa; Arthropoda; Insecta; Orthoptera; Gryllidae. The record is from the annotation of a GenBank genome assembly.